AUGAAUUUGGUUCAACUCUACGGCACGGGCUGCCGCACAAUGACACCGCCGCGCGGUUCCGGCGCCGCUUUCAAUUGGAUGCGCCGCUCCUGCGGAUUCGGCUGGGUCCGAGUCACGCGAGUUGGCAGGCCGGCGCACCCCCAGCCGCACACCACCCACCACCACCCCACCGCCCACCGCCUGCUCUGCACGAAAACAACAAUCGGUUUCCGACAGCAAAUGGACCACACAAUACCGCCCAAGGAGUUCAAAUGGACGCCGGGCAACCUGAUCAACGAGAACUUCAAGCUGGGCGACCAUGGUCACGUCUGCGUUGUGCUCAAUCGGCAAAUUCAAGUGCCGGCGCACGUGGUCAAGCUGCUGUGGCGGAAUGCCGCCGUGCGCUGUGCCGUCGACGGGGGCUCCAAUCACUGGCGUGACUUUGUCGUGGGUCAGGCAAUGUCGAAGUCAAAGUCAAAUGGCGCUGGCACCGCGGGCACACCACUCGAACCGCUGGACGUGAUAACGGGUGACUUUGAUUCGAUCACCGAGGACACGGUGGACUUCUUCAAGACCACGCCGAAAGUGCAUACACCCGAUCAGGAUGCCACGGACUUCACCAAGGCCAUUGCCGUUCUGCAGCCCGUAAUGGCGCAGAGGAAAAUCCGUGAUGUAGUGGUGUUCCAUGACACCUCCGGUCGGCUGGACCAGGUGAUGGCCAACCUGAACACGUUGUACAAGUCGCAGAAGGACAACUGCAAUGUCUUUCUCCUCAGCGGCGAUUCGGUGACGUGGCUGCUGCGGCCAGGGAAGCACACGAUACAGGUGCCCACCGACCUGGUCACCAGCCAGCGGUGGUGCUCCCUGAUGCCCGUGGGAUCGGCGGCGCACAACGUCACCACCACGGGGCUCAAGUGGAACCUAUAUCACGCACAAAUGGAGUUUGGCGGCAUGGUUAGCACAUCUAACACCUAUGCCACCGAGUUUGUCCAAGUGGAGACGGAUGCCAACCUCAUAUGGUCCAUGGGCGCCUACGACUUCGAGGACAAGGUGCGACAAACAGCAAAGACAUGA
Molecule: messenger RNA, 1053 nt
Organism: Drosophila takahashii
Lineage: Eukaryota; Metazoa; Arthropoda; Insecta; Diptera; Drosophilidae
Product: thiamine pyrophosphokinase 1
Biological process (GO): thiamine diphosphate biosynthetic process; thiamine metabolic process
Molecular function (GO): ATP binding; thiamine binding; thiamine diphosphokinase activity
Source: RefSeq, a predicted model, not a curated record